Arabidopsis thaliana (thale cress) is the source of this 1390-nucleotide messenger RNA. RefSeq names its product ovate family protein 13 (gene OFP13). Lineage: Eukaryota; Viridiplantae; Streptophyta; Magnoliopsida; Brassicales; Brassicaceae. The coding region runs from base 291 to 1073 and encodes 260 amino acids. Gene Ontology annotation, cellular component: nucleus. The transcript has a single exon. The record is from RefSeq and is marked reviewed. Gene Ontology annotation, biological process: negative regulation of DNA-templated transcription.
CCACAAAGCAAAACAAAAACAAACUAUCAACUUCAAUCAUCGUAAUUUUUAUAGUUAAGACUUUAGACUAAAUAAGUAAAAGCACUUCAAAUAACUAACCAGAAAAAAAUGGAAAAUUAACAACAAAUAGAAAAAUAUCCCAAAAUUAAAUAGACACAUGACCUGACCCCACCAGCUCUCUCUUCUCUCCCCAUAUAUCGCAUUCCCUCCAACUCCUUCCUCUUCCAUUAAUUACUAAACCCAAACCCAACCAAAGAUCUUCACAAAGAAAAAAACAAUUGGUGGUAUCAAUGGGGAAGAAGAAGAUGAAACUCUCUUCUCUGUUCAAAGGCGGAGCCGGAGGAUUACUAGCGGUUCCUCUCUGUUACAAUGCCAAAACUCUUUCGUUCCGAGUCGGCGACGACAUGAUCAAGACGGUGAACUCUGUUUUCUUCGACCACCACCACAACAACAACAAUGGAGGAGAUUUGUUGGAAGCGGAGACGCCUGAGUCAUGGUUUACUAACUCGUCCGAGACAGCGAGUCACUCAACCGAGUCGGAUCAAGACCUUGACGCUGAGUCCUUAGAGAUGGUGGUUCGUGGCGUUGUUAGAUCGGAGCGGUUAUUCUUCGAUCCAGGAGUUACGAGUUCGAUUCUGGAAGAGAUUGAAGAGAAAUCGAAAUCGGAUUUGAAAUCGAAGGAAACGGUUGCGGUGGGAGAAGAUCGGAGUACGCCGAUUGAGGAGAUUAGUGUCGCGGUGGCGAUGGAAUCCGAGGAUCCGUACGGUGAUUUCCGGCGAUCGAUGGAGGAGAUGGUGACGAGUCACGGUGAGUUGGCUAAAGAUUGGGAGAGCUUGGAAUCGAUGCUCGCUUGGUAUUUGAGGAUGAAUGGGAGGAAGAGUCACGGCGUUAUCGUCAGUGCUUUUGUUGAUCUUCUCUCUGGACUCUCUGAUUCCGGCGCCGGAAUAACGUCGGCUUCGGUAUCGGAUUCGGCUCGUUAUUCAACCGCCGUUUCGUCUUUGCCGUCGUCGCCGGUUUAUUCGUUAUCUCAAGGUCAGACGGAGAUUCAAGAGGAAGAGAGACGGAGCUGUUAAAAAUAAAAAAAGGCUUAAGAUUCGGUUUUAAAUUUUUUAAUCUCCGGUUUUGUUUAGAUUAAUUAACCCUUUUUGGAUUUUGUAAAAAGUAAUUAGUGGUUAGAGGAAAAAGAACCAUUAAAUAUAUAUCAAAAAUAUUUUUAGAGCCAUUAUUGUUGAUUUAUGUGUAUAACAGUGCCUUUUGUCAUAACUCGAAAGUUACACUAUUUUUCCCCCAAAAUUCAUGAAACUCAGCGAAGUUUAUGCCAACAGAUUCAGAGAAAUUUUGUAUAACAGCCCCAUUUUAAAAGGAAAUAUACAUAAGAAUAAAUUCUGUG